GUUGUUUGCGGUUCUGUAUGUGAUUGACAGCCAUUCUCGCCAAUGGCGGCUUAGACCUGGGCAAGGCAGGAAAGGGUGGGAGCAGCGGUUGCCUAGCGGUAGCAGUACGCGCAGGUCGGGCAUAGCAGCAUGGCGGAAGACGAGAGCGAUCAAGAAUCGGAGAGACUGGUAGAAGAGCUGGUAGCGAUCGCGGAUGAAGACGUGGGGAAUGGCGACUUGUGCCGUGUGAACAGCAGGGAAUACUGCCGGCGCUUUUGCGAGGUUGUUGAAGAUUAUACUUCAAGAUGCCAGGUUCCUUUACCCCAACUCCAAGUCCUCCAAACAGCUCUGUGUUGCUUCACAUCUGCCACCAUAUCCUUCCCAGCCGAAUGUGAGCACGUACAGUAUGUUUUGAGUAGACUAGCUUUGAGUCUGUUUGAAUUGUUACUCUUCUUUGGAAAAGAUGAGUUUUACGAGGCUCCUCUGAAAGACAUUCUUGGCUCGGUGCAGGAGUGCCACGACCACCUGAUCCGAUAUGAUAAUACAGAUUUAAAGCUGGUCACUUACGUCAUUAAGGAUGGCGGGCCUUGGGAGAAUCCAGUAUUACAAGCUAUACUCAAGGGAAGAUCGGAACCACAGGAUAUAGUCGACAGGUAUUUGAGGUCUGAGAGUGAGUUCUUCUUUGAGUUGCGAGUGAGGUACCUCAUUGCCUGUGAGCGUAUCCCAGAAGCAGUGGCUCUCAUCACAACUUGCCUAAGUAACAGCGAUGUCAGUAAAAACCUGUACUACCAUCAAGCGUACUUCAUAUGCCUACAUAUGACCCGAUUAACUGACCAGCUUCUGCACGAGCAUGUUCUAAGGAUAAAUGCAAGAGAUGGGGUAGAAAUUAUCUGCAGCACUGAGCUGGAAGGUAAAACGGUACUGGCGUUGCAGCUGAGCGAAGCUUUCCUCCUCACACAGCUACAGACUGGGGAGAUGGACUGCAUUUGGGAUUUAAUAUUUAUUUGGAGCAAGCUUCAGCUGAAAAUGAACUCCUCGAAGCAAGCCUUUGUUGAGCAGUGCUAUCAGAUGUUAAGGAUAGCCACCAACAUUAAAGUCAUCUUCCCUUUCAUAAAAACAAUUUUAAAUGAAGUUGGAGAAGUCGCUGGGCAGUUGGCUGUAGAGCUUUGUGGAUGUGCAUUACAAUUAGACCUUCAUGAUAACCCAGAAACCAAAUCAUUAAUUUAUAAAACAAUUGCUUACCUUUUGCCCACUGACUUGGAGAUUUGCAGGGUCUGCGCUUUAUCCGUUUUCUUCUUGGAGAGGACCGCCGAAUCCUAUGCUGCAGUCGAACGCUUGUACAAAUGUUCCGACGAGGAUUACAAUGAAUUUUUGAGCUGUGUUGAAAACCGGGUGCGUUUUGAAUUGCUUCCCAUUCUGAAAAGGGGGUUAAUGUUUGAUCCAGAGUUUUGGAAUUUCUCUAUGAUCGAGGAAAAAUGUACUUCUCUCCUUGGGGAAGAUGAGCCUCCAGCAUCAUGUAAUGCAAGUACACUGGAUACUGAAAAUUCAGAUACCUCUAAUAUGGACUUGAAAAAUGGGGUCAUUGACAAUGGAGAGUCCAGGAGCACCAGAUCAAAAAUCUCUCUUGUUAAAAAGAGUAUUCCUCCUAUGCUUGGCUCUUACAAGAUAGAUCAUAAUGUUCCCGUUCAUCAGUGUACCCUGUGCAACAAGGUGAUCCUUGGUGGCCAUAUUUUCAGACAUGCUCAGGCUCAUCAAAAAAAAGGCUGCUUUUCGUGUGUUUUAUGCUCCAGGAAGUUCAGAAAUCGCGUUAAAAUCCUUAAACAUUUAAAGAACCACAUAAAGAAAAUGCAGGUACAGCCAAUGGCUGCACUUGACGCUGCUUCUGUUGGAUUAACAGACUCUGCCUCAAGUGGAGAUAAAGAAACAUCGUGCUUGGAAAAUGGAAAUUCUAGUAGUUCCACCACUGAUGUUUUAACUGUUGCCCCAGCCGUAAAUAUGACUUAUCCAGAAUCCAUUCAUCCCAUAAUUCCUGUUGAAAAUCACUCAGCUGAUCAUAUUAAUCAGCCUGACGUAAAUGAUUCAGAGGACGCAGUUGAUGUCACGUCCAGUGCUAACGAUGCCUCUGACUGCAUUAAAAUAAAUGGGUCUGUUUGCCCUCUUGCAGCAAAGCAGGCUGUAAAGGAGCAAGGUGUUUAUAAAUGCCCGGCUCAAGGGUGUAUACGUCUUUUUACAAAGAUGAGGUCUCUUAACAAGCAUGCCAGGAUAGCCCACCCAGCGGAUGCGAGAGUGCAGCAACACUUAAUGAAACACAACAAGGGAAAAUGCAGAUUCUGUCAGAGAAGGUUUGCCGAUUCCAAACACUUUUUUGAUCACAUGAAGAGGCACAUUUAUCCCGAGGUCUAUUUCUGCCAGCAUUUAGAUUGCAGUAAAAGGUUCAAGCUAGUGACCCAUCUGGCAGAGCACCUGCUAAGCCAUGAAUCAUUCCAAGCUCAGUGUAGCUUUGUUAACUGUUUUGAGAUUUUUGAUAAACUCUCCUCACUUUAUGAGCAUGAAGCUGUGCACUAUAGUCAGAAUCCCUGUGAAGCUGCCACUCCAUAUCCUGAUGUGGAGAUCAUGGCCGGUGUUGCUGCUUCCAGUGCUUCUGUAGGCAAUGCUCAUUUAGAUCAGGUUCCUUCAGAUGGUUGUACAAAGGACCAUAUUCUUGCAGAGAAUUCUUCCUUGGGGGAAUUGCACGACUUGAUGGACAAUUACAAGCACUUCUCUAGGCUUUCUAAAGGAAAGAAACCUGAGGACAACACGGAGGUAGCAGACUUACCAGUACCUGUUUGGAAAGCAAGAAAGGACACAGUUGAACCAAAGACCUAUACACAGACAGAGAAAAAAGUAAAUGGGGACAUCCAGAACGUUAAUAGAAAUUCACAAGAAAGUUCAAAUCUGCAAGAGAUUGAGCAGCCACAGCCUCCUGAGCAAGGAAACUUGGCACAAAGUGACAUUGCCGAUGGAAGUAGUCUGAAUAAAUGUAACGUGCAGGAGCAGACUGUAGUGCAAACACCUUGCUUGUUGGAUACCGCACCACCUAAUACGGAGACUGUUGCAAAAGAGGGUUUGGUUAUGGAUGACAUGCAGGACGUCUUUGAAGAAAAAGGUGCUGCUGGGUUUGCUUGCUCCAAAAGGCCUCCAGGCUCUCCUCUUACAACAUAUGGUAGGGCUCCUAAGGCGCCAUUUAUCAGACCUCAGCCUCCAAGUUACCUAGAUGAACAGUAUAUCAGUAUGCCUAAGCGGAGAAAAAAUGCUGAGGAACUGACGCAUGAAAACGACAAAGUUUCUAAAAAAUCAUCAGAAAGAUUCAGAUGUGGGAAGUGCCUAACUAAUUACUCUAGCUCAGAAGCACUUAAUGAGCACACAGCACAAAACAAAUGUCAGCUUUAUUUUGGGUUUGACUCCGAUGAUGAAAGUGCCUGGUAAUUGCACGAAGAAGGAGGCAACAGUAAAGUUCAUUUUUGUUCAGAUUGGCCUUAAGGAGUUGUCAUCUUUCACCAGUCCACAAAUAUCCGUGGAGUUCUAGAUGUGUUUUACAAGUCCAGAAAAUUACUUGGUUUUACUGGGAACAAAAAGGUGUGCCAUGUAACUUCCAGUGUAUCCUGCAUUCAUGACUGAAUCAAAUAAAAAUAUUUUAUAUUUACCAA
Molecule: messenger RNA, 3665 nt
Organism: Xenopus tropicalis (tropical clawed frog)
Lineage: Eukaryota; Metazoa; Chordata; Amphibia; Anura; Pipidae
Gene: znf654
Product: zinc finger protein 654
Exons: 9
Coding region: 130-3444 (1104 amino acids)
Cellular component (GO): nucleus
Source: RefSeq, a predicted model, not a curated record